UGCGUGGAACGGCGGGGGUUUAUUUCUCCGCAAAAUAAUGGCUGCUUGCGUGCGCGGCUGUCCGCGCGCGUAAAACUUCCCCGAUUUGGGUCGCGGGAGGCACCGGGACCGGAGGCGCUUAGGAUGCCGCAGAAACCUGGGGAGGAGGAGGAGGAGGAACGAGAACGGGAGGACGCUGCUCGGCGUCUGUGCUCGGUAAACACGCGGGAGCCUUGCCAAGUUAUUUUCUGCAACCGCACCCCCCGCUUGGUGAGCCCAGUCUGGCUGGACUUCGACGGGAAGCCGCGCCCCUAUCCCACCCUGAACCCGGGCACCGGCCGCCGGAUGUACAGCUACCUGGAACAUCUUUGGUUAUUCAGAGAUGCCAAAUCAGAUGAUAGUCUCCUUGUCAACCAGACAGAGCUGUUUGUAGCUACUCGCAAUAUAAAUGGACAACCCAUACUUGCAAAUAUUACAUUGCCAGUGUUCACUCUGAAAGAAAGAUGUCUGCAAGUUAUCCGCACAUUAGUGAACCCAGGAAACUACAGGGAAUUAGACAUUGUUCGUUCAUUAUAUGAAGAUCUAGAAGAUUAUCCAGACAUUAGGAAGGAUCUUCAGCGGCUUUCUAUGGAAAGGCAUAACCGGCUGAGGAAUGGAAUCUCUGAUCGACAUGAGGAGUCUUAAAUGAGAAAGCUACUUGGGCUAAUAAACUGCUAUGUACAAGAGGUAUUAACUAUAUUUUAUGAAUGGAAAAGAUGACAUUGACUUUCCAUUGUAUGUUACUUAACUUGUUUGGUUUAGCCUGUGUAGGUUAUAUGUUGACAGCUAUAGGCAAAGACAAGUAAAAAUGCCACCAGGCCAUUGCUAAAAACACUUCAGGAAAACACAAAACAUUAGGGAAGAUAUGGAACUUUAUUUAGAUAUCAUACAGGAGAAGAUGAAGUGUUUCCAAAGCUGUUUUCUGGUGGCUCUUCACAUAUUUCAACUACUGUUUUAUUUUUAUUUUAUUGUAAAAACUGAACUGUGAACAAAAUAAUCCUCAUAUUUAAGAGUAAAUUACUAUUAAAUGUUUCACCCCUCUAUAUCUUACAAAUUGAUUUUGAGGGACAAGAACAUUAGGUUGUCUUUUAUUAUUCUUACGUUUCCUGUAGAUUAUUGUUAUUGCUGCAGAUACCUGACAUAAGUAGAAAAAGAUGGAAAAUUCUGUGAAUGAACGUAAUGAAGUAAUGAAUGUUACUUCUGUUAAAGCAGGGAGUAAGCAUUUUCUUAGCUAGUAUUCUUCCCAUUGCCACUAGCCCUAAAAUCUGACAGCUAUAUGGCAGACAUAGUUUUAUGCUAAAUCACAAUUUAACCCUGGUUCAAGUGUCACUAUAGUAGUAAAAAGUGAAUGAAAUAAAUAUGAAAAUAAUAACCUCUUUGGUGCUCCAGCCAGAAGAUCAUGACCAGGUAUUUCCUAAACAAUAGGAAUAAAAGUUCUUGAAUUUCCUAUGCUUCCUCAGUUCAUUGCACUACAGGUUGCCCUUGAUUUAUAACUUCAUUUAAUAAUAGUCCAGAAUUACGAUGGCCUUGGAAAGGUUCUUUGCAGUCCUUAAAGCACUUCUGGCCUUUGCAUAACACUGCAUCACCACCCUGCAGUCAUGUGAUCGUGAUCUGGAUGCUUGGCAACCUGUUCACAUUUAUGACCAGGUUAUUGUCAAAUGCCUUGCGAUCACAUGAUUGGCAUUUGCAAUCUUCUCUGCCGGCUUUUCUAGAAAAUCAGUGGGAAAGCUAGGGGGAAGGUUUGCAAGCUGCUGCCAUUCUUAUCUCUGGGAGCUGGCUGAAAGAGCUGCCUCCCAAGGGAAGCUGAACCCUUUCGGAAAGAUGCAGAAAUGGAGCUAAAAUCCUGAAGAUUUCAGCUCAGUUCCUGCACCCUGUCAAAAGAGUUUCCUUUUGUGUACAGAGGGGAGCUGAACUCCUUUCAGCCAGCCUCCAGAGACAAGAGGGAGCCGAAAUCCAAGAGAAUAGAGAAUCAAAGUAGUAAGGAAAGAAGUGAGGACAUAAUGGGGGAAACCCAGUGCAGGCUAUGCAUGAGUGUCUCUAACUCAGGCUGCAAAUCUUGCUUGGAUUUUGUCAAGGAGGAUUUUCAGCUCCUGACUAGAGCCUCUUUGGAUUUCUUCCUCCGUCCUGAGGCACCCUGCGCUCCUUACCUGGGACUCCACUUAACUCACACAAUUAUUUAAUGACUACAGUCAGAUGUGUCAGGAUUAUAAUCAUUGAGCAAAACAUCUUGUUUAAUAACCGCUGCUCAAUUCUAAUCCAAAUUGUGGUCGUAAGUAAAGACUACUGUAUACCAUAUAUCAUGCAUCCCUAAAACUCUAAAUUUAAAUAACUCUACAACAUGCUGAGGAAGUGUUCAGCUGCUUUAUAAAAUAUUUUUGUUUUGAGGUUUAGCAGGUGAUACAUGGAAUCAUUGUUGUCCAAUUUUCCAGUCUCUUUUCUAUAUAGCUACUGAAAACUAAUUUUCACAAUUAUUUUUAUGUUAUUUGUGUCAGAAAAGAGUGCUUUCACUAUUUAAUCUUAAACUUUCAAGAUGGAAUAAUUGAGGUGAGAGCCAAUGUUUAGAUACCAUUUUUCAAGUAAGGAAUGUUUGUUAAAUAAUUGCAUUCCAAAGUAGUUUCUAGUGUACUUCAUUUGUGUAAAUGACAUGAACGUUGGGAUCUGGAAUUUUGUGUAAAUAAGAUAUUCCUGUUUUAAA
Pseudonaja textilis is the source of this 2713-nucleotide messenger RNA. RefSeq names its product von Hippel-Lindau tumor suppressor (gene VHL). The record is from RefSeq and is a predicted model, not a curated record. NCBI's taxonomy places the organism in Eukaryota, Metazoa, Chordata, Lepidosauria, Squamata, Elapidae.